GAGCCCAAAUCCCCGGGGAUGGAGCCAAAGCGCCCAAAUCCUGGAGCUUUCCAGGGAUAGGGGCGGUCCUGGCGCGGGGGGGCGGCGGUGACGUCACCUCGCCCCGCCCUUUCCGGCGUUGUCCUGAGGCGGCGCCGCCAUUACCGCGUGUGGCCGGGGCCGGUUCUGGGCCGGGACCGGCGCUGGUCCCGCGGCUCCUCCGCCACCGGAGCGGCCCCAGGGUGUCCCCAGUGAGCAUGGAGGACCAACGGGUGCCCCCUCCCCAGCUGCUGGAGCGGCAGGUCGCCGUGGUGGCCACCCUGGGCGAGGUGGUGGCCGCCGUGACCGCGUCACACAGGGGCGUGCGGCGGCGCGUGUCCCCGGUGUUCCUGCACGCCGCCCUGGGGAGGUUCACCCAGAGCCUCUGUGAGACCCUGGAGCACGGCGAUGUCACCUCCCUGGGCUACUGCGGUGUCCCCUCCCUGGGCCGGGCCCUGGCCGCCCUCGAAGCCACCCCGGAGGCGCGUGACAGCGCGAUCGCGGCGGUCGUGGCCUGGCAGAAGAUGGUGGACGCGCUCGGGGGGAGAUGGGGGCAGCUGGCCUGGGAGGCCGCUGAGCUCUGCGCUGAGUGCAAGCACGCGGCCCCCGCCCGGGCCGGGGACCCGCGGGACGAGGCCACCCACCGGGGGACAGCUUGGGGCAAGCUGGUGGCCGCGGUCCGGUGGCCGACGGUGGACUGGGACGAGGAGGAGGAGCAGGAGGAGGAGGAGGCGACCUCGGUGGGGGCCACACGUGAUGCCUGGGAAGCAGCGGCCACCAGUGAGGAGGAGUUGACCACCAACGAGGAGGAGCUGGCCACCAAAGAGGAGGAGGCAGCCAUGAGUGAGGAGGAGGUGGUCACCAAUGAGGAGGACGUGGCCACCAACGAGGAGGAAGCAGCCAUGAGUGAGGAGGAGGUGGCCACCAACAAGGAGGAGGUGGCCACCAGCAAGGAGGAGGUGGCCAUGAGUGAGGAGGAGGUGGCCACCAACAAGGAGGAGGUGGCCAUGAGUGAGGAGGAGGUGACCACCAACGAGGAGGAGGUGGCCAUCGACAAGGAGGAAGCAGCCAUGAGUGAGGAGGAGGUGGCCACUAACAAGGAGCAGGUGGCCAUCAGUGAGGAGGAGGUGGCCCCCAACAAGGAGGACGUGGCCACCAACGAGGAGGAAGCAGCCAUGAGUGAGGAGGAGGUGACCACCAACAAGGAGGACGUGACCACCAACAAGGAGGAGGUGGCCAUCGACAAGGAGGAAGCAGCCAUGAGUGAGGAGGAGGUGGCCACCAGCGAGGCCAUGGGAGAGGCCGUGGUGGCCGCCAGCCAGGCGAGGGUGGCCGCCAGGAGGGGACGUUUGGCAGAGGCAGCCCUGGGGCCGCUGGAGCGCUUGGUGGCCGCGUGUGACGAUGCCAUGGCGUUCACCAGGAACAUGGAGUUCUACCUCUGGGAGAUCAACGUCGCCCUGAAGUUUGGAGACCGAGCGUCCCGCCGUGUCCUCGAGGCCUUGGUGGCCGAGUUCCAGCAGCUGUGGGAUGCCAGCGCCCGCCUGUUCAGGGAGUACUUGCUGGAGACACUGGAGCUCAUUGACAAGCUCCUCUUGAGCCCCCAUGGUGGCCCCGGUGGCCCCAGUGGCCCCAUCAGCCGCGCAGUGGACGAGCGGUGCCGAGACGCCAUCAGAAACAUCCCGAGGCUGCUGUGGGGACAGUGAUGUCACUGCUGUGACGUCGUCGGGGAAGUGAUGUCACUGGAGAGACUUGUGGACGCUUGAGGGCCACCAGCUCAAGUGCCACCAGCUCCUGGUGUCACCAAAAUCUCCUCAAGUGCCACCAGCUCCUCAGGGCACCCAGAGCCCCUCAAGUGCCACCAGCUCCUCAGGUGCCACCAGCUCCUCGUGUCACCAAGAGCCCCCCGAGUGCCACCAGCGCCUUGUGCCACCAGCUCCCCAAGUGUCACCAAGAGCCCCUCAAGUGCCACCAGCUCCCCAAGUGCCACCAGCUCCUCGUGUCACCAAGAACCCCUCAAGUGCCACCAUCUCCUCAAGUGCCACCAGCUCGUUGUGCCACCAGCUCCUCAUGUCACCA
Passer montanus (Eurasian tree sparrow) is the source of this 2094-nucleotide messenger RNA. RefSeq lists its product as uncharacterized. NCBI's taxonomy places the organism in Eukaryota, Metazoa, Chordata, Aves, Passeriformes, Passeridae. The transcript is spliced from 2 exons. Bases 237 to 1721 code for a protein of 494 amino acids. The record is from RefSeq and is a predicted model, not a curated record.